CUUAGCAAACUAAGGGCACCGUCGUCUAAGGCUGAAUCCACUCCUCUAUCGUGACGGUCCGAUGGGCAGGUUCGGUCGUGUUCCAGUUUUGGAUGUGGUACCCCUCCGUGCGAUGGUUGCCGUGGCAUCGUUGGCAAGGGCACCAUCGUCUAAGGCCAAGAAACCGAAGGAUGUGUUUCCGACUCGGAACCAGAGGAAGAGGAAGAUCCUGCUGGCUGAAGAAGAGGAGGCUGCAUAUAAGCAAGAUGUGCUUUUGGCGGAACUCCCUCAAGCCAAGCACCCGGCCUUGCAAAAGGAUGGGAAGAUCGUCCCUCUCGCCGUUGAUGAUGGUGUGGACAAGCAGUCUGAGGCUGACGUCGCAUCUCUGUCCACGGUGUUAAAAUAUGAGGGCGGAAUCUUUUCGUCCUUGCAAGAAACCGUGGACGGGUUCCACAAGGAGAUGCAAAAAACCAUGCAAGGGUUUCAUAAGGAGAAGCUGGUCAGUGCCGAGCAGGUGACAGAGCUCGAGAUGCAUGCCGUGGCGAAGUUGGAGGAGGUGAUCAAGCUGCAAGGCUUGUUGAAGGAAUCAAAAGAAUCGGCGGCUCUACUCACCAACUCAAUGGCCGAGCUCAAGGACAAACCGCUCCAAUCCGAGAGCAGAAGAGCCGAGAUGGACAUCAAAUUGGCCGAGGCCGUUUCCCUACAACGUUCUGCAAGCAGAGAGGGAACAUGCUGUUGCCGAGAAAGAGCGAGCCGUUUUCGCUUCCUCCAGUCCCCAGCCUUCAAAGAAGCUUGCAUUGAUAAGUUUGCGGAGUACUACGACAGCAGGAUUGAGACCAAGGCCGGAAUGCAAAAGCUUGGGGAUGAGGGGCCCAAGUGGCUCGAGGCCGACAUCUAUCAUGGUAUCCAGCUCAUCCUUUGGCGGACGAGGAGAGUAAAUCAUUCCUUCCCUCCCCCUGGAGUCGACAUCCGGACAUGCACGAUCCAGAUCUGAAUGUCGAGGUUGGCCCCAAUCCAGAUUACUUUGGAACGCCCCCUCAUGGAGAGGUCAACACUGCCGACGAAAAGCAUCAUCCAGACACUCUUCGUUAGUGUUUUUCCUUUGUAUUUUUGUUAUUUGCAAUCCCUUUGUACUCAAUGAAAAUACUUCUCGCUU
Messenger RNA from Cuscuta campestris, 1135 nucleotides. The record is from the annotation of a GenBank genome assembly. NCBI's taxonomy places the organism in Eukaryota, Viridiplantae, Streptophyta, Magnoliopsida, Solanales, Convolvulaceae.